GAGAGAGCUGGAGGAGGCGGUCUCUCUUCCAGAGCGCUAGUUGGGAGCGGAGCCUGCCUGUCAUUGGUCACUAGAGCCAAUGGAAAGGGGCUGCCGCGCGGCCGUAAAGAGUUUGUAGAGGCAGUUCGGGUGCGGUACGUUGCAUUCCGGUGCCGGACGCCGAGAGCGGUUUGUCUCCAUCUCUGGAGUUGUAGGCGAGAGGUGAUCAUGUCCGGUCGCGGGAAACAGGGCGGCAAAGUGCGAGCAAAGGCCAAAUCCCGCUCCUCCCGCGCGGGCCUGCAGUUCCCGGUGGGCCGAGUGCACAGACUGCUGCGCAAAGGGAACUACGCGGAGCGAGUGGGCGCCGGGGCGCCGGUGUACCUGGCGGCGGUGCUGGAGUACCUGACGGCUGAGAUCCUGGAGCUGGCUGGCAACGCCGCGCGUGACAACAAGAAGACCAGGAUAAUUCCCCGCCACCUGCAGCUCGCCAUCCGCAACGACGAGGAGUUAAACAAGCUGCUGGGCAAAGUGACCAUCGCUCAGGGCGGCGUCCUGCCCAACAUCCAGGCCGUGCUGCUGCCCAAGAAGACGGAGAGUCAGAAGGGGAAGAGCAAAUGACCCUGACGCCGCCCUCGGGGAGCUGGCUCCCCCAGCAAGGGCCCUUUUCAUGGUCGUCCCGCAAUGUUUUUGAAUGUGCUGGAUGUCAUGGAGGGCCGGUGACAUCUAGCGGGGAGGUGGGCGGCGAGGGGCCCGGCGGGAGCCAAUAAAGUUGGUGAAAAUCGUU
This is a messenger RNA of Pongo pygmaeus (Bornean orangutan), 763 nucleotides long. RefSeq names its product H2A.J histone (gene H2AJ). Gene Ontology annotation, molecular function: structural constituent of chromatin; protein heterodimerization activity; DNA binding. The record is from RefSeq and is a predicted model, not a curated record. Bases 208 to 597 code for a protein of 129 amino acids. The transcript has a single exon. NCBI's taxonomy places the organism in Eukaryota, Metazoa, Chordata, Mammalia, Primates, Hominidae. Gene Ontology annotation, cellular component: nucleosome.